UAAAUAUUAUAAUACAAGAUUCUCUUAAAUUUAAUAAGAAUAAGCCCUGGAAGAAGUAUCUUUUAAUACAGGGUAUAAAAUAUGAAUUUGGUCACCUUUGUAAAAUCCUAUUUCAACUCUGUACCCAAUUGUUCUCUGUGUAGCAAAGAAAUUACUAACAGUGAUGUAGUCAACAAAGAAGGAAAAAUAUAUUGCCAUGAGUGCGCCAACAAACAGGUUUGCGAAGAAGGUGGACAGUGCGUCAAAUGUAAUCAGUCAUUUAAAGCAGGUCAAAGGAAAGUGGACAUUCAAGGUCACGCUUACCAUGAUGAUUGCUUUAAAUGCGCGAAAUGUUCCCAAAAAAUAGGCCAAGGAAAAUGUUAUAUAUUUAAUAGCGAGUACAUAUGCACGAAUUGCUAUGAAAAUAAAAUUGCUCAGAAGUGUGCCAUUUGCAACGAAAAAAUAACCGGCCCCAUGCUUAAAGGUAAAGAUGAAUUUUACCACAAGGACUGUAUAGUAUGCAAUUCUUGCAAACAAUCGUUAGGUGGCAAGACUAUUGUUAAUUACGAAGACAAAAAAUAUUGCAUAGAAUGUUUCGACAAAAAUUUUGCCAAAAAAUGCAAGAAAUGUGUGAAACCUAUAUCCGCUGGUACCCAAUACGUUACAUACGAAGAUAACAGCUGGCACAGUGAUUGCUUUAAAUGCCACAAUUGUUCAGAUCCUUUGAAAGAUCAAGCUUUCAAUUAUAGAGAAAAUGAGGUGUUUUGUCAAAAAUGUUAAAAAAUAUAUAUAGUACCUAAUUUUAUUUGCUAAAUUUAAAAUUUAAUUUAUUUUUCCAAAAAUACAAACCCACUUCCUCACAUUAAUUGAAAAAAAAAGAUAAAAUUUGUCAUUUUAAAUCAUUAUUUUAUCAUAUUUCAAUAUCAAUGAUUAUUAUUGUCGUAUUUUUUGAAUGCGCUGAAGAAAUGUAAUUUUAAAUUUGUUAUUAUACCUAUUCAAGAUAGCACUUAAUUGCCAGAUUUUAAUUAUAAAUCCUCUAAA
Messenger RNA from Gordionus sp. m RMFG-2023, 1020 nucleotides. RefSeq names its product four and a half LIM domains protein 1-like. The record is from RefSeq and is a predicted model, not a curated record. Gene Ontology annotation, molecular function: transcription coregulator activity. The transcript is spliced from 5 exons. Bases 82 to 759 code for a protein of 225 amino acids. NCBI's taxonomy places the organism in Eukaryota, Metazoa, Nematomorpha, Gordioida, Chordodea, Parachordodidae. Gene Ontology annotation, cellular component: Z disc; nucleus.